Cyanistes caeruleus (blue tit) is the source of this 2419-nucleotide messenger RNA. The record is from RefSeq and is a predicted model, not a curated record. Lineage: Eukaryota; Metazoa; Chordata; Aves; Passeriformes; Paridae.
CGGGGGAAACGCAGGAGCAUCCGGCUCUUUUGGGGAAUUGGGGCUGUUUUGAAGGCUUGCCUGUAGCCUUGCUCAGAGGCACUGCACGAGGCCCAGCAGCACGGAGCCAGCCUGGCCAGUGCAGGGGGGCACCGAGCAGGCCACAAAAUCUGUCACAGACAGGAGCCACUGGCCACAACAGCAAAUGAGGGAGUCUUCCUCUCCCUGCAGGUCAGAGGGAGCACUGGAUGUGCUCAGCAGCGUUCGAUGCUCCUGGAAGGUGGAGGUGGAGAUUGGAACAGCCUGGGAAGGGACUGGCUGCAGCAGGGGAAGGCUGGACACUACAGUGCUCAGUGUGACACGGAGCUGUGGCAGGCCUGCUCAAUGCAGGUCAGAGGCUCUGGCCCCUCUGGUUGGAAGCACAGGUCACCUCAGGGGGGCUGGAGUCAUGAGGGGCUGUGCUCAGCAGUGCCUCUGGAAUUGAGAAUCUCUCUUUGGUUCCCUUGUGGUUCACAUGCCGCUUCCCAAGGAGCACGGAGAAACCCACCUCUGCCUUUAGUGUGCUUUGAGUAAGCCCAGCUCAGAUCUGGUUCAUUUUCUAGUGAGCGAAUUUAUUUUUCUUCACAGGCUGCAUAACCCAGGAGUAGGUUCUAAGUUAGCUAGUUGGAUAGCUGGUCACUGGUGCUUUGGUCCUGUAAACUUGUGGGGCAGUGAGUAGGGGAUGCUGGGUUCAGGUGGCAGUGCUGGCUGCUGGUACAUGCCAGGAUCAUUUUCUACAAUCUGCAGUUGAGUACGUUUUGUAAUUCCUGAGCCAGAGAUGCUCACCUGCCUCUCCUAUCAUGUGUUUGGUUUUUUUAGUUUUGCAUUUCUUUCUUGUUGUCUCUUAUAAUUCAAGGGAAAACAUGCACUGCCUUUGGAGUGACUUUGUCUUUGUGUCAGAUUUGUCUGCCCAUGGUGUCGUUUUGCAGGUGCCAGCUGACAGAUGCUGCUGGCAGUGAUGAAUCUGCUGUACUUCUUCAUCCUGCUGGCUGUGUACAGGCCUGCACAUGCCACCUGGGACACCUGCCGAGGGACCUGUGGGCAACGGCCCAUGGCUUCUGACUACGACUCCAUAGCUGCUGACUACAGAAUCAUGGCUGGCACAGGUGCCCAGCCGGGUGCCUGGCCCUGGAUUGUCAGCAUCCAGGAUCCCAGGAAAAUAGGCACUGGCCAUACGUGUGGAGGGUCCCUCAUCAGCCCACAGUGGGUCCUCACAGCAGCCCACUGCUUCCUCCAGGCCAGGAAUGUCACCAUGUGGCGUGUGCUGAUUGGAGCCACCCAGCUGACCCAUCUGGGCCCCGAGGCCCAGGUGCGCCACGUCAAGCGGCUCCUGGCUCACCAGCACUACACGGCUGAUUCGCAGCAGAACGACAUUGCCUUGCUGGAGCUGGACGAACCUGUGGAGUGCAGUGACUACAUCCAGCUUGCCUGUGUGCCCAAUGCCUCCCUCACAGUGUCAGAGCUAAAAACCUGUUAUGUUGCUGGCUGGGGUUCUGCCAGUGCUAAAGCCCAGCGUGUGAGUGAUGUCCUGCAGGAAGCCAAGGUCCGUCUCCUGGAUGUCCAUCUCGUUAACAGCAGCCGCUGGUAUGCUGGGGCCAUCCACACCCACAACCUGUGUGCUGGCUACCCACGGGGUGGCAUGGAUACCUGCCAGGGUGACAGUGGAGGGCCUCUGGUCUGCAAAGAUAACAGUGACAGCCACUUCUGGCUUGUUGGAGUGACCAGCUGGGGAAAAGGCUGUGCCAGAGCAAAACGGCCAGGAGUCUACACCUCCACUCAGCACUUCUACAACUGGAUUCUGGUCCAGAUGGGCCUGUGCCCAGCUGUAAAAGCCACUCCAGCACCAGAGUCAACCUGCAUCUCAACCCCUUUGGAGCAGCCAGAGCCAACACCAACACACUCAGGCUGCUCUACUCCCACUCCACAUCCACAGACAACUGUAACAGCCACUCCAACGCCACAGCCAACCUUCAGCUCAACUCCCUCUAAGCAGCCAGAGCCAACACCAACAGAGUCAGGCUGCUCUACACCCACUCUUCACCCAACUGUGAAAGCCACACCAGCACCAGAGCCAGCCUUGACCUCAACCCCCUCUGAACAGCCAAUGCCAACGCAAUAUCUCUUGCCUGCUCAACGACCAUACCACAUACUGGUGGAAUUCUUAACUCAGGUGCACCAGAUGCUGCAGGAACUCAUGGGAAAAAAGCCAUGAGCAGCAGGAUGAACAGGAUCCAGAGCAGGCUGCAAUGAACAGUGACCAUUUCAUAGUGGGGCAGUGCCUGCUGAUCCAAAGGCAAUCUCAGGGUCAAAGGUGUCCUUUGUCCUGCCCAUUGUCCUCCUCUGCAUGAACACAAAUGCUGAAAUUGAUUUAGUUGUGGAAAUAAAGUUGCCUAUUAACUAA